AUGUAUGUGUUGCUAGUCGUUUCACUUAUUCCUCUAUCAGUUGCAAGUAGUACUACAACCGUAAAAUAUUACGAAAAAUUAACACGUCAACGAAUAUCAGAGGCAGAAUUUUACAAUAUGCCCACCAACAACAACGAAUUCAAAGUGGGGAUUCAGUCGAAUACUACACAGUACUAUGGUUCCUACGAUUUCGUAAUAGUAGGUGCCGGUUCUGCUGGCAGCGUACUAGCAACCAGACUAUCAGAAAUAGAUAGUUACAAUGUCCUCUUAUUAGAGGCAGGUGGCGAGGAAGACGACUUUAGUCAGAUACCUUCCAUGAGCUUUUACCUAAUUUUCAGCGACAUGAACUGGGGGUACUUCAGCACACCUCAAACCAAUUGCUGCUUAGGAAUGAAAAAUCACUCAUGUACGGUCGCCCGAGGCAAAGCUCUGGGUGGUAGCAGUGCCAUAAACGCCAUGAUGUACGUCAGAGGUAAUCGCCACGACUUCGACAAAUGGGUGGAAUUAGGAAACUCUGGAUGGUCGUACGAAGAAGUCCUUCCUUAUUUCAUAAAAUCUGAAAAUUCGCAAGUUGAUGGUGAUACAGGUUACCACGGCAAAGGGGACUUCUGGAACGUCGCCUACUCUUCACCAGUUUCACCCCUACUUUCCAAUUUCUUUAACGGUAGCUUACAAAUGAAUCAACCCAUUGUGGACUACAAUGGUAGAAAACAAACUGGUUCAGGGCGAAUACAAUUCACCAUUAAACACGGAAAGAGACAGAGCACUGGAAAAGCGUUCCUAGAAAACGCUCGCCAACGUAACAACCUUAAAAUUAGGAGCAAAGUUUUAGCAACCAAAGUCGUCAUAGAUCACACCAAAACGGCAAAUCAGGUACAAUUCGUAACAAAAGAAAAAAAAUUCUUUGUGAAAGCAAAAAAAGAAGUCAUUCUUAGUGCAGGUGCUAUUAAUUCCCCACAACUACUAAUGUUAUCGGGGGUAGGUCCACAAAGCCACUUACAAACAAUGAAAAUUGACGUAAUUGAAGAUUUACCUGUUGGUAUGAAUCUCAAAGAGCACCCUAUGUUCCCUGGUUUGAUUUAUAACACAAACUAUACUCUUUCUGGUCUUAGUACCGAGGAAUUUGUGAAAGAGUUUUUAAAAGGUUUAGGUCCUUACACAAAAACAGCCGGCACAGACGGUGUCGGUUUCAUACACACCGGUGGAAACACAGUCCCUACGAUAGAGUACUUGUUCGCACCGCCAGCCGGAAACAUAUCAAAAAUACUAACUAAAUCAUUCAAUUUCAACGACGACCUCACCAACCAAAUGUUAAACCAAAUUGACCCACAAAGAAGCAUUCUGAUAUACUUGGUUCUCCUUCACCCAAAAUCUAGCGGCCGCAUUACCCUCAAAUCAAACGAUCCUCUUGAUUUUCCAAAUGUUGAUUUAAACAUGUUUGAGGAAGAAGAGGAUAUUGACACUUUUAUUGAAGGAAUAGAAUUCAUUCGUGACCUUUUUGCAACUGACGCUUUUAGGAAAAUUGAUGCUCGUCGUGUGGAAAUUCCGGUUUGUAAAGAACUCAGAAAUAAGUAUAGGGAGUACUGGGGAUGUGUAAUUCGCCAGAUGACGAACACCAUUUACCAUCCCCACGGUACAACUGCUAUGGGUCCUGAUAAGAAAAGUUCUGUAGUUGAUGGUAGUUAG
Messenger RNA from Zophobas morio, 1686 nucleotides. RefSeq names its product glucose dehydrogenase [FAD, quinone]-like. Gene Ontology annotation, molecular function: flavin adenine dinucleotide binding; oxidoreductase activity, acting on CH-OH group of donors. NCBI's taxonomy places the organism in Eukaryota, Metazoa, Arthropoda, Insecta, Coleoptera, Tenebrionidae. The transcript is spliced from 3 exons. The record is from RefSeq and is a predicted model, not a curated record. The coding region runs from base 1 to 1686 and encodes 561 amino acids.